CAGAGCCUCUUGCAUAAACGGACUGUGGCUGAAUUGGCAGUAACUGUCAAAAGAACUGAGAAACAACUGAAAGGUUGACCUCAUAAAGUGGAUUAUUUGUAUUCAAGGUGUCCUGCUAUUUUUUCGGGAACCAUUUUUUUCUCGCUGUUCUGUCCACCACUGGCCUGUAUAAGCAGCACUGAUGUCGGUGACCAGUGACCUCAGCAGCAUUCUGACCGACGCCAACUGGACAAUGUAUCAGAUCGGGGCACUGGAGCCCCAGCCCGCUCCGCCCUCAGUGUCCGUUCCGGUCAUGAGGGAGGCGCAGCCAGCCACCGCGCAGUUUGCCCCCGACUUCCAGGGGUCCCUAAAAUGGUACCAGGUGGCCCCUCAGUACUGGACCAAGCAGAACGUUCUGGAGUGGAUCAGCUUCCACGUGGAGGAGAGCAAGUUCGAUGCCAGCACGCUGACCAUGGCCAACUGCUCCAUAGAUGGCCCCUUCCUGUGCCAGCUCUCCCGCGACUCGCUGGUCUCCAUGUUCGGGUCCCUGGGUGACCGGCUGUACCAGCACCUCUUGGAGCUCAAGGCCAAAUACGGCGCGGAUGAUCUGAACGCAACCUACGACCUGCUCAACAACCUCUUUGAUGAAUUCCCAGAGUUCCUGAAUGUGCAUGGAGGAGAUGACUUCAAACUGCUGAGCACUGUCAUUGUGCAUGAAGAGGAAAGUGGCAACGAUGGGCUGAACAUGAUGGGGGCUUCGACACCCUUAAGUGACAAUGGAUAUGAAUCUGGGUCCACUUCGCCCGACAGCCUGGACAGCUCCAAUUCAGAAAUGGCGGGCUUCCUCAACCCCAGCUCGCCCGACUAUGGAGGAAGUGACUCCGACCCAGAGCUCACAGACCUGCGAUUCCAUCACACUGCAAAGGCGUUCAUCAAGACGGAGGAAGGAGAGCUGAAGGCUUGCAAGAGAAGGGGACGACCCAGAAAAUCCAGCCGAUCCGACUACUGCAUUGAGGCCAAGAAAAACAAGCACUCCCCGCGAGGCGCGCACCUCUGGGAGUUUAUCCGCGACAUCCUGAUCCACCCGGAGCAGAACAACGGGCUGAUGAGGUGGGAGGACCGCCGCGAGGGGGUCUUCAAGUUCCUCAAGUCGGAGGCUGUGGCCCAGCUCUGGGGCCAGAAGAAGAAGAACAGCAGCAUGACCUACGAGAAGCUCAGCCGCGCCAUGAGGUACUACUACAAGAGGGAGAUCUUGGAGAGGGUGGACGGUCGGCGCCUGGUGUACAAGUUCGGGAAGAACUCCAGCGGGUGGAAGCUGGGGGAGGCGGGGGUUAGGAUGUGAGAUGUGAGAGGGACUCCUGGAGGCGUGCAUUAAUGAGAAGGAGCCCUAGAGGGGAGCCCUUAGAGGUCCUCAGGCAGUGGACAGCCAAGGAUCCUGAGGACACACAGACCCGACUGCUCAUAUCCUCCCGUGCCAGAGGGAGGUGUUUGCAGUAGCAAGUAAGCCAUUAUGGCUAAAGUAGGUUGUAUGAACCAAUUAUGAAGUUGCAUUUUUUUUUUGUAUUUUCAGUGCUCUCUGUAUGAAUUAAACAUGUAGCCUAGAAGUCUAAUGUUGUUGGUUAGAGCUCCAGAGCCCUUGCGGCGGGCUGGCGUUUCAUUGCCUGCUCCUCUGUCAGCUACUGACACUAUGUUUCCGCCACCUCCGCCAUCUCUGCGCAGGGAUGUCACUCACUCAGGUUACACCUCAGCUCCCAUAAAAGACAAUGUCAAGAUGGAAAGCAAGCAGUCAAACUCAGCUUUUUGUGUAGCUCUCUAGGUAUUUCUGUUUAAGUAUGUUAAAACCUCAGGCAAUCACACCGGGAAUGUUGAAGCGGACGGACCAACGGGAAAGUUUUUAAUCAGUAAAAACUGAAAUGAAGUUCAAGGAAAAACAGCAGGAGUUAGAGGCAGGUUGAAGUGGAUGCAGUGAUACUACCAAUUAUGUUAUGACAUGAAGUAGAUUAAUUCAGCAGGGAUUUUGUGUACUUUCUAAGUAUAUUUUCUUUGUAACCAUACAUCGGUAUAUUUUGUAAAUAAGGACCAAAGUUCAAGAGGUUAUGAAUCAAUUGCUUGUGUU
Molecule: messenger RNA, 2095 nt
Organism: Megalops cyprinoides (Indo-Pacific tarpon)
Lineage: Eukaryota; Metazoa; Chordata; Actinopteri; Elopiformes; Megalopidae
Gene: elf3
Product: E74-like factor 3 (ets domain transcription factor, epithelial-specific)
Exons: 9
Coding region: 182-1321 (379 amino acids)
Biological process (GO): cell differentiation; regulation of transcription by RNA polymerase II
Cellular component (GO): nucleus
Molecular function (GO): DNA-binding transcription factor activity, RNA polymerase II-specific; sequence-specific DNA binding
Source: RefSeq, a predicted model, not a curated record